Sugiyamaella lignohabitans is the source of this 819-nucleotide messenger RNA. RefSeq names its product Vph2p (gene VPH2). Gene Ontology annotation, cellular component: endomembrane system. The record is from RefSeq and is a predicted model, not a curated record. Bases 1 to 819 code for a protein of 272 amino acids. NCBI's taxonomy places the organism in Eukaryota, Fungi, Ascomycota, Dipodascomycetes, Dipodascales, Trichomonascaceae. Gene Ontology annotation, biological process: vacuolar proton-transporting V-type ATPase complex assembly. The transcript has a single exon.
AUGGUUUUAUUAGUGGCCACGAAAAGAAUUGAGCGAGCAUUAGAGACCUAUAAUGAGCUAGAAGGUUCUGUCAGCAAAAUUGAUGAAGCUUUAGAUAAAAAGGAUGAAAAUAAAGCGUUGACAACCACUGCAAGUACUUCUCAAAGAGAGCCUGCAAUCGAACAUGACCGUCUUGUCAUCAUAUCCAAGAGUCUGAUUGCCAGGUACCCUGACAAUGCAGAGUAUAGGCUAGCGGCAUUAGUUAAGGGCACUUAUGUAUAUAAUCCUCCGAAGCCGCCAGCUCCCCCCAAAUCAGAAGAAUUUUUGAAACAAAUGGAACGCCUCCGAAAUGAGGAGGCGGAAAGGGAAUACCAGAGAAUGAUCAAUCCUGAGCUGGCCUUAGCUAUUUCUUCUGGUUCUGAAUCAGUUCCAUCCAUCGGUCAAGAGGCAAAGCAGUUAAAGGAGCAAUUAUCGGCGAUUGUAAAUAUAAUGGUGUCUGUUGCGUCAGUUGCAGCUGCCAUAUGGUACUGGUCUGGUUCGUCUGCUGGGUUUUCAACACCUACACGGACAUUAUUGAGUUUAUUCGGAGCAAUAACUGUUCUUAUAGCAGAGGUAGUUGUCUACCUCCGCUACAAGGUAAGAGUUGAAGAGGCAAAGGUGCUUGAAAGAAAUAAGAAGGAAAAGAAGAGUAUUGUGUCAACAGUUGAUCUAGCUGAUUCAGCCCAAAGCAUUAUUUCGCUGAACCUUGAUAACUCCAGUACCUCAGUCGAUACUUCGAAGGACAAACUUUUAUCAAAGAAGUCUAAAUCGGACAUGCGCAAAAGAGGCAAAAAGUCUUGA